CGCCCUGUCCUGGGCAAAUUUCUUUAUGUCAAGGGUCCAACUUCCUUCCCCCCCACCUUCUUGUGCUUACCACCCCGCAAAGACAACUUCAAGAAUUCUCAUCUGUGAGAGUAGCAGCUGCUCCCACAACCCAGUGCCAAGAUUACAAGCAGUUCCACAUUUGAGAACUCUUGCCAACAUGGGUGGACAGAGUCGGGAAGGCGGAAAGGUCAAGCCUCUAAAGGCAGCCAAGAAGGAUAAGAAGGACCUUGACGACGAGGAUAAGGCUUUCCUAGAGAGGAAGAAGGCAGAGGAGAAGGCUAGGAAGGAACUGGCGGCGAAAGCUGGUGGCAAGGGACCACUGAACACCGGAGCCCAAGGAAUCAAGAAGUCCGGCAAGAAAUAAACCUCGGCCAAGAUGCACGACUCUCUUUGGGUCUGCUUGAUUUGACCUUCGAGGCGCUGGGUAUAUAUGGGCUGGUCUGGGAUGGGAAUAGCGAGCGAGGAGUUGUUGAUUUGCAGGAAACCUACUGCCGACGCUUGUUGGAGCUGGAAUGACACAACUUGCCUGGGCUCUCGAAUCGUUGCAUCCAUGUUGCAUCCAUGUUGCUAAUGGCUCUGCCUGAUCUCCUCGCCCAAUACUACAUAGACUUCCUCGUCCAAACAGAAUACCCUGAGUUACUAUCCAGUUUCCCUAGAACCCUCA
Molecule: messenger RNA, 685 nt
Organism: Phialemonium atrogriseum
Lineage: Eukaryota; Fungi; Ascomycota; Sordariomycetes; Cephalothecales; Cephalothecaceae
Product: translation machinery associated TMA7-domain-containing protein
Exons: 3
Coding region: 26-385 (119 amino acids)
Source: RefSeq, a predicted model, not a curated record